Helianthus annuus (common sunflower) is the source of this 342-nucleotide messenger RNA. RefSeq lists its product as uncharacterized. The transcript has a single exon. The coding region runs from base 1 to 342 and encodes 113 amino acids. Lineage: Eukaryota; Viridiplantae; Streptophyta; Magnoliopsida; Asterales; Asteraceae. The record is from RefSeq and is a predicted model, not a curated record.
AUGAUCCAAUGGUUUGGGCUCAUUCAAGCUUUCUCUCCCUUAAAGAAACACAAUCACCCACAAACACAAACACAAUCACCAAACUCCAUUAUCUUCACCAACAACAAUAACCCGCUACAACGACCACCGGAUCGCCACCACCAUGAAGCUACCACCACCACCCUGAAGCUCCACCCACCACGGUUGGACCGCCAUCAUCAAGCUCCACCACCACCAUUGGACCGGCUGCACCACCACCACCGUCAAGCUCCGUCAUCCACCGUUGAACUGUCAUCAUCAAGCUCCACCACCAUUAUCAAGCUCCAUCACCACCAUUAUCAAGCUGCACCACCACCACCGUGA